AUGUUUUCGGAAGUUUUACUUGAAUUUGAGGAGAAAAAACUCACAUUACCCGCUCUUCCUUCGAACUUUAUCGUGGUGCAAGAAACAGGAGAUGUGCCGCUGCAAGAAUCACACUUGCAAGCGAACGUGACUCAACCAUUUGGAGUGACGAAGGUUUUAGAAGCAUACGUCACUAACUCCACAACGAUUGCUGAAGGUGAAGAUGUGAAAACGGUACAUGAUGUCACGUUAAAGUGUCUGAAUGAUCCAGGACAUCGAUAUUGGCCCGGAGAUACGAUAGGAAUUUUAUCCUACAAUACGAAUAGCGAUGUCGAGUUCAUUCUUGAUCGACUUGAUUUACAUUCCCAGUGCGACAAUGUGUGUAAUGUCGGCAUUGAUCCAAACACGACUAAAAAAGGAGCCAAACUACCGUUGUUUGUGCCUUCAGUUGUAAAUUACCGACGACUGUUCAAAGAGUGUUUGGAUCUUCAUGCGGUUCCAAAGAAACUCUUAAUUCGUUCGUUAACAACCUGCACUACGGUUGAGAACGAUCGCCGCUUUCUGGAAAUUUUAUGCUCGAAAGAAGGAAAUUCUGCGUAUGAGCGAUACGUCCAGCAGCUGCAUGGGAAGGGAAUAAUUUCACUGCUCGAGCUAGUUCCAUCAUGCCGACCAACGGCAGCAAUACUAAUAGCACACCUUCCCAGGCUUAUGCCGCGCCCCUAUUCGAUAGCUAACACAUAUCGAGAAGGCGGUGACAGCCCAGCGGUACGAUUUCUGUUCUCGCAUGACGCAAACAAUCCAGGCAUUACCACAACGUAUCUUCGAGGAUUGGAAAAAGGAGAGAAGGUGUACUUUUACUUCCGCCAGAGCAGUGCGUUCGUGUACAAGGAUACGGAUCUAAGGUGCAACAUUGUAAUGGUUGGCACCGGUACAGGAAUGUCUCCGUAUCUUUCCUUUCUCGAACGACGUGCAGAUGCUUUAGCCAAAGGUGAAACGUUGGGUCGUGCAGAAUUGUUCGUAGGAUUUCGCUACCGUGAGCGAAAUUACCUUUGCAGGGACGAAAUUAAGGAGCAUCUUAAAAUGGGCGUGUUGGAUGCUUGCUAUGAGGCGUUUUCACGAGAUACUGAAACGCAGCACAAGUAUGUGCAGAGUCAGAUGCAAGCAAAACGGGCCGAAAUCAUUGCAAACAUCCGUAACCCUCAUGCACUGUUUUACGUGUGUGGAGAUGCAAAGGUUCUGCUGCCACAAAUAACGGACACGGUGGUGAACAUACUUGCCGAAGCAUCGGAAACGGAGGAGGAGGAUAUGAAAACAUUCGUUGACGGGCUAAAGAAGGAUGGUAAAUACCGCGAAGAUGUUUGGCUGUGA
This is a messenger RNA of Anopheles maculipalpis, 1347 nucleotides long. Its product is annotated as methionine synthase reductase-like. The coding region runs from base 1 to 1347 and encodes 448 amino acids. Gene Ontology annotation, biological process: homocysteine metabolic process. Gene Ontology annotation, molecular function: flavin adenine dinucleotide binding; FMN binding; [methionine synthase] reductase (NADPH) activity. Gene Ontology annotation, cellular component: cytosol. NCBI's taxonomy places the organism in Eukaryota, Metazoa, Arthropoda, Insecta, Diptera, Culicidae. The record is from RefSeq and is a predicted model, not a curated record. The transcript is spliced from 3 exons.